This is a messenger RNA of Mangifera indica (mango), 1211 nucleotides long. RefSeq names its product protein IRX15-LIKE-like. The record is from RefSeq and is a predicted model, not a curated record. The coding region runs from base 151 to 1101 and encodes 316 amino acids. Gene Ontology annotation, biological process: xylan biosynthetic process. The transcript has a single exon. NCBI's taxonomy places the organism in Eukaryota, Viridiplantae, Streptophyta, Magnoliopsida, Sapindales, Anacardiaceae.
AAAAUCCCUUUCAUUCUUCCUCCUUUGUCCCGGUGUUGUUUCCUCAAUCUCCUCCGUGAUUCCUUUCUCUCUCUCUCUCUCUCUCUCUCAGGCUUCAUUUCGACAAAGCAAAUUCACAAUCUUUCUCCUUGUUUUCAACGUCGAUCGAUCAUGAAGAGCAACACCAACACAAAGCUUAUUCUUCUCCAUCCUUCUAUCCAUAAGCCCUCCUCCACUCACCACCACUGCUUUUACCUUCUCUUCUUCAUCACUUUCUUCACCUUACUCUUGACUCUCACUUUCUUCACCACCGCUAUCAAUCCCACCGCCUCUAACAAUGCAUUCGCCUCUGCCGCCACUUCUACCUCCCUUCCCUCUACAAUCACCACCGCUCUCCUUCACUACACCUCCACCUCUAACUCUAACUCCACCAUGUCUCCGGCUGAGCUUACCGCCAUCGUCAACACUCUCUCCACCUGCUCUCCCUCUUGUAACUUCCUAAUAUUCGGUCUCACACACGAGUCUCUCCUUUGGAAGUCCCUAAAUUUCCAAGGCCGCACCAUCUUUCUCGAUGAAAGCGAGUUCUUAGUUCAAUCUUUUGAGAAAUCUCAUCCGGAUUUCGAGAUUUACGAUGUUCAAUACGUCACCAAAGUCAAAGAAAUGAGAGAACUUUUAUCCUUGGCGAGAAGCCACGUGAGAGACGAGUGCAGGCCGGUGCAAAAUCUACUCUUUUCUGACUGCAAAGUGGGAAUCAACGACUUGCCGAAUCACAUAUACGAUAUCGAUUGGGAUGUAAUUAUAGUGGACGGUCCACGUGGCUACAACUCGGCCGCUCCGGGGAGGAUGGCUCCGAUAUAUUCGGCGGCGGUAAUGGCGAGAAGCAGGAGGGGAAAGGAGAAGAAGACGCAUGUGUUUGUACAUGACUUUGAUAGAGAAGUUGAGAGAGUGUACAGUGAAGAGUUCUUAUGCACAGAGAACUUGGUGGAGACCGUGGAUUUAUUGGGGCAUUUUGUAAUAGAGAAAAUGGAGGAGAAUAAGUUUGAAUUUUGUAGAAAUUCAACAUCAUCGUCGUUACCAUCACCAUCAGAAGAGGAAGACGGCGAUGACGAUGAUGAUAAUUAAUGAUUUAGAUGAGAAAUGUAAUUAUUCAACUUUCAAGUGUAACUUUACAUGUCUAAAUUCUCAAGUUUUGAAAUUUCAAAAGGAAAAUAUAAAUUUUGAAUCUUGAGAGA